GCGAGGCGCGCGCCAAAUUUCACUUGGACCGAUUGCUCCGUUGCGCCGCGAAGGGGAAAAGAAAAUUCAAAGAUUUUGCACCCCGAACGAGGCACGUUGUUUUCUCCACGAUCGCGGGAACUCGUUCGCUCGUCUUCGAUGAAAAGCGUUCUGAACUUGUGGCAAUCCGCAAGAUAGCUACAAAUACAGUGAUCCGCGUUUCAUAAGUACCGACAAUAUAGAAAGCUACAGUGAUGAUAUAUUUGUUAAGGAAGCAACGUUUCUCAGUUAAAAGUUAAAGAAAGGUUACAACGUCGGAGUCGACGAGAUUCCAAAACAUUAACGAAGAAAAAGCAGUACCAGAGACAAGUAUUUAAGCAAAACUGUUGUUUCCAAAAACUUCAAUUGAUGUUUCAAUACGAGUCACGUUCAGUUUACGCGCUAGAAAAAAAUGAAAAUUCGAUAUCGAUUUUCUCAAAGUAUCUUAUUGCUGCGCGCGUGCAUCGAUGCUCGCAAUAAGCUGGUGCGAAAUUUCAAACCCCCGACGCAAUUGCGAGAUCUCGGUCACAAAGCCGGUCAGGUCACCGUUACCGUAAGAGUGACGACAGUGUCGCAGCUUCGCGAAAGCUCUUGCGGCAAGAGAGAGAGGGAGCUGCAGCAGAAGUGAGACGGUGAUAAUGCAGCAGCAGCAGCAGCAGAGCGAAGCUUGUAAUCAGUGCACGAGAAGCGCGCGGGAAGAGCUUACCUCUGAUGGGCACUCCGCUCUCGCAAACACAUACUCGCGAGCCGACUGGAAUGAUAGGCGGCGUUGCAAGUCGUCGGUCGUGUCUCAACGAAUUCAUCGCGAGCUCAUGGGACAUUCGGGAUGAGUCGCCGUGAAGAGAAUCCGCGAUAACGAGCGAAAAGGAAAACAAAAAAACGACGAAAAUGCCAAAGCCGACGAGUCCGCGUUGGAAGUAACGGGAAACGGAAAUCGAAGGGACUUAGUUGACAAAAGUAAAGUAGCAUCGUAAAAAUGUCAGGCGAAGAUUUCGUAACCAGCAAGCCGGACAACCUGAGCGGCGUCGACAUGGCGGUCGACAUCCUGGACGUGGACCACUUCGCGGUGAGCGCGAUCGUGACGGUCGGCAUGCAGCUGAUAUUCUUCACGAUCGCCGCCACCUUCCAGUUCGACAAGGUCACCGACUUCGCCGGCGGCGUCAACUUCAUCAUCGUCGCCCUCCUUACCUUCUUCCUCGGACAGGUCGGUAAGACCUACGACAGUCGCCAACUUAUGGUGACGAUAUUCGUUUGUCUUUGGGGAGCCCGUCUCUCUGCUUAUCUGCUCUACCGUAUUAUCAAAAUCGGAAGGGACAAGCGCUUCGAUGACCGACGGAGCAACGUCAUACGCUUCGCUGUUUUUUGGACCUUCCAGGCACUGUGGGUGUACAUCGUGAGCCUGCCGGUGAUAAUAAUCAACUCGCCGAGGCACAAAAUACCGCCGGCGCCAAAGACAAUGACGACCCUCGACAGCGCUGGUACCGGCCUCUUCAUCGGCGGACUCUUAGCCGAGACUUACGCUGACUUGCAGAAAUUCGUCUUCAGGCAGGACCCAAGCAAUAACGGCAAAUGGUGCAACGACGGUCUGUGGAGUAUGUCGAGGCACCCCAAUUACUUCGGCGAAAUCGUCGUCUGGUGGGGUAUCUUUACCAUCUCGCUCAACGUCAUCGAGGGUUUCGAGUGGAUUGCCAUUGCCUCGCCCAUUUUCACCACUAUCAUCAUACUUUUUCUCUCGGGGAUGCCGCUGUUGGAGAAAGCCGCCGACGAGAGAUACAGGGACAACGCGGAGUAUCGCUACUACAAGCAAUCGACUUCGCCGCUGAUUCCAAUUCCGCCGGCGUUUUACGGAGAGGUGCCGUGGUUCCUGAAGUGCUUGAUCUGCUGCGAGUUCCCGCUGUACGACUCGUUGGACGUAAAGCCACGCGCCGCCGUGACCGAGUCGACGUCGAUAAGCCUCGCCGCGUCCACGUAGCUAUAAGCGUGCGUCGGGCUCCAUCGUCGUGGCCGACGCACGUAAAACUUGGAGUGCAGCUCUUUCGUCUCUUCCAAUGCUACGCAUUUUUCUCCUUUGUUUUCCUUCGCAGUCUUCCCUCGUCGAUCAACCAUUGGAGCAAUGUCGUUGUGUGCGGUAAAGCAUUCGACUAUUUGCCGAUACUUUAUCUCUUGCAUGCCUCUUUCUUUUCGCCACCGAACAGCCCUAUAGAAUAGUUAGAUUAGUAAUAUUGAAUGUGCCCUUCGCUGAAAGCGUAUUUUUCCUAUAUCGAACGCGGAAUAUUGAAAAAAAGUGCCACACAUUGUGCAUCUUCUCGCGUGGAUCGAUAUUCAAAGAUGACAAAGGAGACAGUGCGUUCGUUUUUCCUCCGCUUUCAACCCAGAAUAAAGGCGCAAAGAGAGAGAGAGAGAGAGAGAGAGAGAGAGAGAGAACUUGUCGCGAGAGUUCGAUCGUCGAAAACGAGGGGAACGAAGAUGAAACAAAUCCACGCGACUCCCGCAGUCGCUCGCUCGAUUUCGAUGCGAAGACUCUACAUCUAUCAGACGAUUCGACUACUAUACAUAGACGACAUGAAUACUUAGAUGCCAAAUUUAAAAACUGCCUGUUAUACAUUCACUUUUACUCUUCAACUGCGAACUGUACACGAUAUGAGUGGACGGUGCGAGUUCCCGCGAGAAGUGUCCUCUCUUUCGCGAGCACGAAGACGAGGGUGGGGAAAAGGAGAAACAAUGUAACUAUGUAUGUGAUUCGUACCGAGCCAGAGACUUUAGAGUAUAUUCAUAUAUUAAGAAACGGUCCGCGUGAAAUUCUCUUUAUCCUCUGCUCUCGUGACCCCCUUUAUUGGCACUAGCAGGGCAGUUCGCGAAAAAUCGAACGCCACGAUGUGUCCUUGCCACCGCUCUCGGUGAUGCACACGUCUGUACCCGCUACCGUAGAUCCAAGAAGCUAAUGGGAUCUCAUUGGGAAUCUUUGUUUUACCGGCGAGCAUUUUGGCCGCGAUCGUUUCGAGAUUUACAAAUUUCGUCCACACGAUAAUCCUAGAAAUAACGGACAGACAAAGGAUUCCUGCAACUUUUCACGGCGGCCACGGUCGUCGUGCUAAACUAAUGUACUGCUGACUCUAUCGUUUAUCGCUUCCAAAGUACACGCGUAAAAAUACGAAUGUGCAAUUAGCUCGAAGCUUCCUAGUGCCAACUGUGAACUAUCUCCGCAUAAAAGAAAAAUGAGAAGAAGGAAAAAAAAAGCAACUUCACCGAACGCCCCCGUAGAGUGUACAAGCGAACGCGUUUGAGGAAGCGAGAGACUUGUUAUUUUUUUUUUCGUUCUUUUUCUAAAAGUAUGCGCGCGCGCGCGCGCUAAACACCGUCACGCACGCUCUCGGUGUCAAGGAAAGCAAUUUCCUCUCGGCUGGAGUGCGAAGAGGAGAAGAGGUAGCGCGCGCGCGCGCGCGAGAACCAUUGUACCUGCGCGCAUCCAGUUUGGCACGAGCCCGGAGCCGCCCGCCGAUCGCGCCCGACGCGCGACGACUCCUGUCUGUGAUAGACGCUCGCAAGUACCUGCACGGCUCGCGCGCCCCGCGGCCAACGAUCGGCGGGCAGCGUCCGUCGCGUGGCCGGACAGGAAUAAAGCGAACCCCCGGCACCCGGUCCCGCGUAAUCGAUCGAUAUCCUCGCGCGAGAAAGAAAGUACAUAGCGUUUAGUCGUGUACUUCAUCCUCGUACAUAGUCGAGAGAGAGAGAGAGAGAGAGAGAGAGAGAGAAGUACGCGCUGGGCGUGGACAAGGGACGAGGGGGGAAAAAUAAAGUUUGAUCAGUGGCCUUUUUGACGAACGUUGUUUCUAACGAGGAAAUCAUAUACCUCGACCGAGAUCGCACGGCUGGUAAUCGAAUUUAAGCUUCCUUUCCGCGACAUCCGUCAAGUUUUACCGAAUGCCUAUCCGGCAAGCGUUGAUUUAGCAGGCUGUAGGUAGAAUUGAACUCAGCAGACAAACUUUUUAAUACUUAUACACGAUAUAAACAACUUCAGUAACGACUUGACAAAAUUAGUUGAAGUUAUCUCAGAAUCAGUAUUAUAAACAAAAAAAAAAAGAAAAAUAGCCGUAGAGAGUAAUUUGGUUUAUUGCCAAGCGUUGUAUUAUACGCAUAUUUCUGAACGAGAGUCGAAUCAAAUGCAAAACCGUUCUUUUGGUAUUCCCAGCUUCGUUAGUGGUUACGAAAAGGCAUCAUCGCGAGGGAAAUAAAAAAAAAAUUUACAUCGUCUUUAGGGCGUUAGACGGACAGCUAAUACGAUUUGAUUUCAAUCGAGCGAAAUAUAUACUCAGCAGCUACUCUUUUUCUCGAGGUAGCGGCCGCUAAAUAAAAGUACCUAUGACACAUAUCUCUAGGGUAAGUAGCGACUUUUACCACUUUACGAUUAGGCCGACCGGGGGAAGCGAACGUGAGACGCGAAUUUUAAUUACUCAAAGUUAUGAUAGCGAGUCACUGUUGAGCCCCCCGAAGUAGCGAGUGUACCGGGUGAUUUUUGGAUCGACGACCUUUCUAACUGUUCACGCGUAAAUCAAAACCUAUUGUUCAUAUAGCGACUCAUUUUGAAUUCCCUUCAGAAAUUUCAAUCGAAAUGUUUAUCCGAAUAAAACAAUUAUAAUUUCUCAUUGACUAUUCGUGAUUGAAUAGUCUUAAUAUUCUUAAUGAUUAACGGCAAUUUCAGACUUUUCAAUCACACUGAUGAUAAUAAUGAUGGAUUACAAUGAUUUUUCCAUACGAUACUAUUGAACAUUGACAAAGACCUUUCUUAUAAAAUAGAUAAGGCAAUUUUACUAAAGGCACUAAUAUUUAAAAGAUUACAAAAAAGUAAAAACGGCAAAACUAGCUGCAGAGCAAACAACUAUACGAGGAAUGUAUUAAAAUCAAACCAAUGAUCAAUGCAAAACAACAUUUCAGUUGUAAUUUAGUUAUAAAUUGCAGCAAUUGUGUAGCGUUAAAAGUGUAUUUUCUUCGCGGCAGUAAAUUAUAAGUAAGUAUCGCUUUUUACGAUGAACAAAAGAUGUAUUUUUUUAAGCAAUCAACAAACUGUUUUCGAAAGAUUUUAGCGGUAAGGAGCGUUGUAUUUUAUGUUGUACCUGCUAGUAUGUAAUUUAUGCAUCUAACGAAUUGCAGUAAAAAAAAAAAAAAAAAUAAGAAAAAAAAAAAAAAUUCUUAGGUCUUAGCACUUCUAGAUGCUCCGUCUUGUUGGGGCUACAUUUUAUAAAGAGAAAGAAAAGUAAUUAAAACAAAAUUUAUGCACACGAAUAAUGAUUAUAUUUAUAUACAACGAUUAAAGAGCUGUUGUAUAUACCAGAAUAUUGGAAAUAAUUGUAAGAUUAACAUUUAGCGAAAUAAUCAAGAGAAUUUGUACAUAACAGCUACACUGUUAAAUUUUCAAACAAAGAAAACAUUUGGAUUCUUGUAAAAGAGUAGAUGAACAUCUUAGAUCUUUCAUCGUUUUGAAAUCUUCCCUCGAUAAUGUAAGAAAUUAGACUUGCAGGAUUUCGCAUAAUCUCCUAAGAAAAGAACUAUGCAACCAACAGCGUCCGAUCAAACGAUUACUUUCUUUCGAAAUAAUACACUGAUUUUAUGCCAAAAAGUGAAAGACAAGCAAGUCCAGAGGUGCAAAAGCGCACUUGAAAGAGUGAAAAGUUCAUUCCUCUGUAACUUGACCUGUAACUAAUAAUAAACGUACCUUAAAG
This is a messenger RNA of Phymastichus coffea, 5735 nucleotides long. RefSeq lists its product as uncharacterized. The transcript has 6 exons. Lineage: Eukaryota; Metazoa; Arthropoda; Insecta; Hymenoptera; Eulophidae. Gene Ontology annotation, biological process: lipid metabolic process. Bases 995 to 1990 code for a protein of 331 amino acids. Gene Ontology annotation, molecular function: oxidoreductase activity, acting on the CH-CH group of donors. The record is from RefSeq and is a predicted model, not a curated record. Gene Ontology annotation, cellular component: membrane.